AUGAUAGUGACUGGCGCCCAGUACACCGCGGACCGAGCUGCAGACAUGACGCGCCACUUCACCCGCGAGGAGGUGUCCCGGAGACGCGAGCGCCAGGACGCGGCCAUCAUCAUCGACAACGUGGUGUAUGACGUCACGGACUUCCUGGAGCACCAUCCCGGCGGCGUGGAGGUGCUGCUGGACAACGCCGGCAAGGACGCCUCCAAAUGUUUCGCGGACGUCGGCCACAGCGAGGACGCCAAGCUGUGGCGCGCGCAGUACAAGGUCGGCGAGGUGGUGGCCGAGGAGCGCUGGGAGGUGGUGACGCCGCUCUCCUCCGAGGAGGGCGAGGGCUCCACCGACUACACGCUGAAGGGUCUCCUGGAUGUGCUGCUGCCGCCCGUGCUGAUGGCCGCCGUCGCCUUCCUCACAUAUAACUACCUGCUCUCCUAG
Molecule: messenger RNA, 432 nt
Organism: Danaus chrysippus (African queen)
Lineage: Eukaryota; Metazoa; Arthropoda; Insecta; Lepidoptera; Nymphalidae
Source: the annotation of a GenBank genome assembly